Ornithodoros turicata is the source of this 1513-nucleotide messenger RNA. RefSeq names its product protein-L-isoaspartate(D-aspartate) O-methyltransferase-like. Lineage: Eukaryota; Metazoa; Arthropoda; Arachnida; Ixodida; Argasidae. The coding region runs from base 149 to 925 and encodes 258 amino acids. Gene Ontology annotation, molecular function: protein-L-isoaspartate (D-aspartate) O-methyltransferase activity. The transcript has 8 exons. The record is from RefSeq and is a predicted model, not a curated record. Gene Ontology annotation, biological process: protein modification process. Gene Ontology annotation, cellular component: cytoplasm.
GCAUGCGCGUUCACUCGGCACGCAGUUUUGGAUGCGUGAAUCUGUGAGGCCUUUUGCUCAUCGUGGAAUGUAAAGUUUAAAAUAGCAUAGUAAGUUAAUAUGUAGUUUUUCUGAAGCUGAUUGACGAAAUGGGUAAAGUUUGCGGUAAAUGCUGAAUCGGGUCGGCGCUGCAUCGCUGUUAGUUCUCGCUUUGACCAUGGCCUGGAGGUCCCACGGAAAAAACAACCUCGAGUUAGUGUCAAACUUGAAAAAAAAUGGAAUUAUCCGAACUCAGAGGGUUGAGCAAGUCAUGUCUUCGGUUGAUCGAGGACACUACACGAAGUACAACCCAUAUCAGGAUUCACCGCAGGGCAUUGGCUAUGCGGUUACAAUCAGUGCACCUCAUAUGCAUGCUCAAGCGCUGGAGUGUCUGAAAGAUAAUCUCUAUGAGGGUGCAAGAGCUCUGGAUGUUGGGUCUGGAAGCGGAUACCUAACUGUGUGCAUGGCACUUAUGGUGGGCAAGACAGGACUUGCUGUUGGCAUCGACCAUAUUCCAGAAUUGAUCAAUCAGUCAAUCGAGAACAUCAAACUGGAUCAGCCAGGCCUCUAUGAGUCUAAGCGGAUAAAGCUGGUUGUUGGAGAUGGAAGGCAAGGACAUAAAGAGGAAGGGCCUUAUGAUGCAAUACAUGUUGGUGCAGCAGCACCAGAGUUGCCAACACAGCUCAUUGAGCAGCUGAAACCUGGAGGCCGCAUGAUCUGCCCUGUGGGUCGUGCAGGCCACAGCCAGACACUGGACCAGAUCGACAAGCUGGAGGAUGGGACUGUCCAUCGGACCUCCCUCAUGGGCGUGGUGUAUGUGCCCCUGACAGACAAGGAUGCCCAGUGGCCCGGCAGGUGGCUUUCUUGUACCGCUAAGUUUCUAGCGCGCAAGGGGAAAUCCUCCUAACCGGCUUGGCACCGAGGAGCUUUAGCAGGAAUUUGGGGAGACGCUAGCGGCCUGUCGUCUGCUCUCCGGAGCUGUGCGUUUGUUACAUGACAGAAAUUACGUGUGAAGCAGGAUUGUUAAACUUUAUUUAUUGCACUGCGAUUUAUUUAACGGAAUUUUCUGCUGCGUGGAUUCUUGUGCGAAUGUGGGAUGGAAAGAAUGGUGAAUAAUCUGAAUGAGAGUUGGCUGUGAGAUGAAAUGCUGAAUGCUGGUCUUCAAUGUUGACCCGGCUUGCCUUGGUUUGAUGUCCUAGUCAGCUGUUACACACUUUUUUGUGUGUGUUAGGUUGUAGCUGUAAUCAUUCAGUUCGUAACUGCCCUAGAAAAGUGUAAACUGCCGUAGAAUUGCUUUAGUGGAGUACAAAGUGCAAGCUGGGUUUUAUCUUUCUCUUAUAUAUGCCAGGUGGGCUGCACAAAAUUGGUUUGUGUAUGAAUUAUUAUUCUCCUGGUAUGUGCGUGUAAAUCAUGUAAAUCUUUUAUGUGGCCUGGUAAACAAGCUAGGGCACGAGAGAAACGAUGUAAGAAGUGUAUAAUAAACGUUGCUCGUGGC